GUCUGCCGAUAGUACCAAAAGAUUUCACCGCUUCAAUUCUGGGUUGCACAACUGUCCGUCUGACCUGGAAGGCACCAAAUAUCUCACAGCCAUGGGGACGCCAGUAUCUUCUCACUGUCUCCAGUCGCACCUUCACCAAGAGCUAUAAGCUGCAGAAGACAGAAGACACAAUAAACAACCUGGUGCCAGCUUCCACCUACAAUUUCACUCUCCAGGCUCUUGACAAGAAUGGCAGGCCUUUCCGUGCUGGAGCACUCAUUCCCGUUCAAAUGCCAGCCUGUGCCGUGCCAGUGCCAAGAGACCUGACUGCUUCCGCUGUCAGUCCCACAACCAUUCGUGUGACUUGGAAGCCACCAACUGAUUCAGGUGUCAUCGGAGACAAGUAUCAGGUGACUGUCCGCAAUGACACCUAUCAGGACAAGGUUAUGGUGACGAAGCCAGAAUUCAUACUACCCAAGGCGAAUCCAAAUUCAGUUUACAAUUUCACUGUGUCUGCUACUGACAGGAGUGGCAAGCCUUUCCCUGCAGCCGCCUCCAUAUCCGUGAAAAUGAAAGUCAGCCGUAAGUUUCCACUAUCAUCAAUGACGUACCCUAUGUUUGCUAAUAAAUGA
Messenger RNA from Dibothriocephalus latus, 611 nucleotides. NCBI's taxonomy places the organism in Eukaryota, Metazoa, Platyhelminthes, Cestoda, Diphyllobothriidea, Diphyllobothriidae. The record is from the annotation of a GenBank genome assembly.